AUGACAUAUACAAGUAUCAGUAUCGACAAGAAUGGGGUGGACGACGACGAUGUCAGCCUGGACAAACCCACAUGGGUCCACGAUCCGGAUCUGCAGCGUCCUUCUACCGCGACGGUUGCACAUCACAGCUGUGAUAAACUCGCCAUGGACGUCGAGUACCGUCCUACGCAUCUCAUUGCAGGCUCCACCUCAAAGCGAGCCAGGAAUUACUCCCACUCCGACCACCAGCGUGACAGCCAGACCUGCGCCCAGGAGCUCGCCAGGUUCAACGAGAGGCUCCUCUGCGAGGCCCGCAGCAGCGAGUCAACAGCCCCGGGGCCAUCGUUUGGGCAGACCCUCCGGCACUGCCAGGACUUCCUCUCCGUCCUCCGGCGCUUUCGCGCAUCCUCCUGCGGCGAUAACUUUGACACCGCCACGGAAUGGCCGUGCUCGCCUACACUUAGCACUGGUGGCUCGUCCGCCUACCAGAACUUCUCACGACUGUCCUCGGCGUCACCCUCGUUCGCUUCCCCCUCCACCCCCCUCGACAUCCCCACCGUUCUAUCAAUCCUCUUCUGCUACACUUACAUCCUCCAAUCCUUCGACGACCUGUUCACCCCCAUCCACGCCGCUGUCACACAGUCCAGCCCUGUCGUUCCCGCCACGCUCGUAGGCCUCCGCCUAGACGGCUUCAACCUCGACAGCCACCCGGCCCUCCAACUCGAAUGCCUCAUCAACAUCAGCUGGAACCGACUCGAAAAGAUCGAGAACACCCUCCUCGGCGGACCAGGCUACACGGGGAUUCUCACCCAGGCUAGACGAGGAGUCCUUGGCGAUAAGCUCUUCGCGGGACUCCUGGACGCGCUGUACGAGCCCAACGACCAGGGGGGUCUCAUGAGGGGAAACGGCAAACGCGAGGUGCGCGCGAAGCGGCUUAUUCGGGAGAUCCAGGCUUCGUUGGAGAGUACUGAUCUGUAA
Aspergillus candidus is the source of this 957-nucleotide messenger RNA. RefSeq lists its product as uncharacterized. The record is from RefSeq and is a predicted model, not a curated record. NCBI's taxonomy places the organism in Eukaryota, Fungi, Ascomycota, Eurotiomycetes, Eurotiales, Aspergillaceae. The transcript has a single exon. The coding region runs from base 1 to 957 and encodes 318 amino acids.